ACCGCAUCAUGAUCUUAUUAAGCCCUCUUCCCGCCUGCAGGCUUGAGGACGAGCAGCGGGAGAUGAACCACGUGGGCGGCGUCAGCUCUGAGGCUGCGGGCGGCGAGCUAAGCAUGGGCGGGGACGUGGGCGUGACCCUGCGAUGCGCCGUGUACAAGAAGAGUGUCGGUGUGGUGCACGAACUCUGCUCGGCCCACACUGUGUCAGCGGCACUCUGCGUACAGCGGUUGUCCAGCCAGCGGCCACUUACCAACCAGUGUCCCCCUUCGGUUCACCGCCAGUGGGUUCUAGUGACACGGCCGACUGAACCUUCCGGCCUGGACGAGACCAAAGCCAGCGUGGUGGGCCUGCAGCAGUGUCACCACCAGCACCAUCUCGGCCACACCACCUGCCACCCUCAGAGAGGGUGGCAAAACACAAUCUGCCCUCCAGAGACAUCACCACCAAAACAUAACAAAAAUGCAAAGACACUGCAGAGAGGUCUCCGCCAGCUGGACCGUGGACGAGUUCGGACAUCGCCCAGACCUUCUCUCUCUCUUGCGGUUGAUGAGAGUGAUGGUCAAGAGCAAAGUCCCAAAGAUUCCUUACCAUAUCAGAUCAAAAGAAACAAGCGGAACUCUCAAAGGAAUAACAGUGACAUCAAUUUAAAAGAAAAUUUAGAGUUACAUAAACCAGAGACUACUACUUCUCAAAUGCCUUUAAGGAGAAUGACAUCUACAGCUAUACCAAAUAAUUUGAAUGAAAUGCCAAUAAAUACACUCGAGAAUUCUACUAAAAUUUCGACCCAAAUCCAAGGUGAGAGGCAAAGCAAUAUUGCAUUUAUGGAAGAAGAAAUGCAAGUAGUUAACCUUCCAAUGAAUGAGACAUUUGAUGGUCAGACAACAGACAGCCCGCCUGUCUCGGAUAUAGCAGUACAGCAGAGCUUCACAGAUACACACAACAUGAAUAUCCCUAACAACAAGGGAGAAACACAUGAGGGAAAUAAUUUGGCAAAUAAUUCAGAACAAAAUUAUACUGACCAAAAUGAAGUCAUUGUUGCAGAAAAGACAGGGACAAUUUUAGUUGAAGAUGCCCAUGAAAUAGUCACAACAGUAAAAGCAGCUGAAGGAUUAGGACCAAUGGAUGAAACAUGGACCAAAGAGACUGUUGCUGUUGUCAUAGAAGAAGAAGAAGAAAUGAAUUAUGAGCAAGAUAAAGAAACAUCGGAAGGAAAUAACACAUUCACAGUACAGAAUCAUGCCGUUUUUCCAGUGUUCCCAGAAUUUGCUAGACCUAAUCCAACUCCUCACCUUAACAGCAAAGAGAAAGAAUCUGAGAAUAUGAGCUUCAGCACUGUCAACUUUGGACUAUGCAACACAGAAAAACCUGGAGAUACUCCUAAGUUAUCAUCCCCUAUAUUACCAACAAUUUUGUCCAGUGCAGACAGCCAACAGCAGGCAACUAAAGCUGUGGCCGAAAAUGGUGUGGGCCCAGAUAAAGUGACAGAAAAAAAUCCCCCUGAAAUAAACAUUUCUCUAACUGGAAAGGAAAACAUGGAAGAAAAUCCUGACAUGAAAAGUAAGAAUGAUGGAGAACCCAAUCAUAACAUGGAAGGAAAAAACAACACAGAAGCCAAGCAUGACAUGGAAGGAAAAAACAAUACUGAAGCCAAUCAUAACAUGGACGAAAAACACGACAAUGAAGCCAAUCAUAACAUGGACGAAAAACACGACAAUGAAGCCAAGCAUGACAUGGAAGGAAAAAAGAGCACUGAAGCCAAGCAUGACAUGGAAGGAAAAAACAGCACUGAAGUCAAUCAUAACAUGGACGAAAAACACGACAAUGAAGCCAAGCAUGACAUGGACGAAAAACACGACAAUGAAACCAAGCAUGACAUGGAAGGAAAAAACAGCACUGAAGCUAAUCAUAACAUGAACGAAAAACACGACACUGAAGCCAAGCAUGAUAUGGAAGGAAAAAACAGCACUGAAGCCAAGCAUGACAUGGAAGGAAAAAACAGCACUGAAGUCAAGCAUGAUAUGGAAGAAAAACACAAUACUGAUGCCAAGCAUGACAUGGAAAGUAAACAUGACACUGAAGCCAAGCAUAACAUCGAAGAAAAACACAACACUGAAACCAAGCAUGAUGGGACCUUAACAUCUGAGCAAACAAAUCUUAAGAAUCAACAGAAAGUGUCCCACGAAGCAAAGAAUGAUUCAAAAGCUCUCAUACGUCAAAUAUUUAGAGAUAUAUUUGGGUAAUUCAAGCAUUUGAUCUCUUUAUUAACCAUAUGUCUCAUCUGUC
Procambarus clarkii (red swamp crayfish) is the source of this 2283-nucleotide messenger RNA. NCBI's taxonomy places the organism in Eukaryota, Metazoa, Arthropoda, Malacostraca, Decapoda, Cambaridae. The record is from RefSeq and is a predicted model, not a curated record.